This is a messenger RNA of Clonostachys rhizophaga, 1830 nucleotides long. The record is from the annotation of a GenBank genome assembly. NCBI's taxonomy places the organism in Eukaryota, Fungi, Ascomycota, Sordariomycetes, Hypocreales, Bionectriaceae.
AUGAAAAUCUCCGCUCGCGUGGAUGGCUCCGUCUGUGGUGCGGUCUUCUCAAGCCGUUCCUCGUCGAGUCUCAGGGGGGUUCUUGCUUCCGGGCGGAGGCAGCUCUGCAGCUCCAGAGACAAACCAAACAGCACCCAAGCCGGCUCGAACAAGACCGAACAUGGCAACUCAUUCUUCUGCUCCCGAACCUCUCAAUGGCUCGGCUCAACCUUCUUCCCCAACCCCGAGCCCCGACAGGCUUUGUCGAUAGCCCGGAAGCGACAUGUCAGACAGGCCUAUAGCACGGCGGCGGUGGCGGUAUCGAGCGACUCGCGCCGGUCUGUACCGCACUUGUCUUUGGAGGACAGACAAAAGCUGCGGUCCUAUGUUGAUGGAGAGCCCGAGGGUACUGUGAGGGAGCAUCUCGACUUUUAUCGAGAUACCUAUCGAAGUGGAUAUGCAAUACCUGAUUCCCCGACCAUAAAAAUUUCAGAUGCGAAGCUCGAUGUGGACUACCCAUCCCAAGACCAGAUCUACACCCCCAAUGAUGAGCUCAAAACGUUGAAUUCUAGGCUAUGCGGCGCCAUUGGCUUCCGAGUCCGACACCCUCAUCGAAUCAGUCUCGGUACUAUUUUUGACCAUUAUAUGAAACUUCCGGAACCCCGGAUGCUGAAUUUCUCUGCGCGGUGGCGAGACAAGCUGUUAUUGGUUAUGGCCCGGCCGCCGAAGCGAGAUCUGAGCGCUAUGCUACGGUACUUUGAGCUCAUGGCCGAUGUUACCAAGGCAGGUCUCACUAUAAGGCCAUCGCAAUGGAAUUUCGCAUUGUCUCUGGCUACGAAACAUGCUGGAAAACGUGUGGACCAUUUUGAUUCUGCCAUGGGUCUCUGGAAACGAAUGGAGCGGGAGCUGGGUGAAAACACGAACGAGGUCACGUUCAACAUUUUAUUUGACGCCGCGUCGAAGCUCGGGAACUUCACACUCGCCGAGUUGAUAUUCGGAGAAAUGGAGAAGCGGGGAAUUCAAUUCAACCGCUUCCACCACGUCAGUCUCAUAUAUUACUUUGGCCUCAGACUGGAUUCUGAUGGCAUCAGGGCUGCGUACAAGGAGAUGGUUGAGUCGGGUGAAGUCAUUGACACUGUGGCAUUGAACUGUGUCAUUUCUGGGUUCUUGCGCUGCGGCGAGGUCGAGGCAGCCGAGCAGACAUAUAGGCGCAUGAUGGACAACACCCCUGCGGGCAGGAAGCUACCAGAGAAGGAUUAUCGCGUGGAAAAGGUCCUCACCCAGGCCUUUCUCAUGUUUGCCAAAUUGGGGAAGGACCACCCUGAAAUGGUGAAAUCAUCUCAGACCAACAUGUGGCUUAGCCCAGAUAUCCGGACGUAUCGCCUUAUGGUCGAGCAUUUUGCUAUCAGUGCGGGCGACCUACGGAAGGUCGCCAGAUACCUUGACGAGAUGGAGUAUUUGCGGAUUCCCGUGCACCCGACCAUAUUCCUAGCUCUUUUCAAGGGGUUCUAUGUCCAUGGCGGCCCAGGUCGGGACACCGCAUGGACUGUGCAGCGCCUGAAUGGUGUCUUGUCGGCAUUGUACAACGCACGGGACUGUCGCGUUCGUGGUUUCCGCAUUGACAGCUGGUUGGUAAUAUGGGCGCUGCGAGCGGUCCGGAAGUGCUCCACCGACGGGGAUGUCCAAAACGCAUUCGACAACCUGAAGAGGCGAUGGGAUAUUGCCCCCCAGCGCCGCGAUUUUCUUCAUGAUCUGCUCACCAACAUUCUUGACGGCUCGGAUCUGAAGUCGAAGAAGAAGAACCGGGAUACUUUGCAUCAGGUGUACCAAAACAAAGCGAUAGGCAUAUGA